This is a messenger RNA of Cokeromyces recurvatus, 1391 nucleotides long. RefSeq lists its product as uncharacterized. NCBI's taxonomy places the organism in Eukaryota, Fungi, Mucoromycota, Mucoromycetes, Mucorales, Mucoraceae. Gene Ontology annotation, cellular component: nucleus. The transcript is spliced from 6 exons. The coding region runs from base 119 to 1369 and encodes 416 amino acids. The record is from RefSeq and is a predicted model, not a curated record. Gene Ontology annotation, biological process: regulation of DNA-templated transcription; cellular response to starvation. Gene Ontology annotation, molecular function: RNA polymerase II transcription regulatory region sequence-specific DNA binding; zinc ion binding; DNA-binding transcription factor activity, RNA polymerase II-specific.
UUCUUUUUUUUUAUUAUAUUUGGGUCAUUUUAUUCCAAAUGACCAAAUUGUAUUCAAAUUCAUUUCAAUAAAGAUUAAACACACAACGCCUUUUCAAGUUUAUUUUUGACAUUAAAUAAUGCCCCAGCAAGCAGGUUCAGCAUUGAACGAUUCAACUGUAAAACGACGUAGAAAGAAAGCAUCUAGAGCUUGUUCACAUUGUCAAAAGGCUCAUUUGACAUGUGAUGAUUCACGGCCAUGUCAAAGAUGUAUUAAACGUGGUUUAGAGGAUACUUGCGCUGAUGGUGUGAGGAAAAAAGCUAAAUAUCUUCAAGAGGAUGAUAAUGAACGCUUACAACAACAGCAAAUAUCUGUUAUGGCACCUACCCCACCUCUUCCACAACAACAACAACAACAACAGCCUAUAAUGAAUUUUAUUGAAGGAAAUCAUACUACUGGGUUUGGAUCAAAUACAACAAGCUUAGAAUAUGGUAUGCUAUCCAGUAUGAUACCCAUCCUAGACACUAGCAAUAAUACUAAUAACCCUUAUCAGCCAGUAAAUAUACCUAAUACAACUAAUUCUAACAGCACAACAACAAUAACAACACCUAAUUGGCUUAUUCAACCAGCACCUAUAGAUACAAAUACAAUUGUUCUUAACAACGUGAAUUCUACAAAUACGUCCCCUAGUAUUUCAUCAUUAACACCUCAGCCUUCUUCUGCUAUGGACUAUAAUAAUUCUACUCCAACAGUUGGAGACCGUCAACGUAUUAUUCGAAGAAGAAAAGGUAUAGGUAAUACACCUUAUGAGAUCUAUACACGUGUACAACGUCCCUAUAAUUAUGCAGAAAGUUAUCAUCACCUUAUUGAAUACGUUCGAUGUCGUAUGGGACGAAAUGAGCUACUACGUAUUAGUCGAGCUCUAGUCCUCUUUAGACCCUCUUACAUGUCUCUUGUAGCUGCUUUAACAGAAGAAGAUUUAAUUUAUAUGGAAAAAUGUGUCCAAAGAACGCUAUUAGAAUUUGAGAAACUUAUUAGUUUUUCUGGGACACCCACAGUUGUUUGGAGAAGAACAGGUGAAAUUGUUUUAGUUGGAAAAGAGUUUUUAUUAUUAACUCAGUGGAGUAAAGAGACAUUAUUAGGGAAAAAGACAUAUAUUUAUGAGUUAAUGGAUAAUGGAUCUGCUAUUGAAUAUUGGGAAAAGUUUUCUCAGCAUGCCUUUGAUAAUACUGAAUCAGCUUUAUACAUGUCAGUUAUCUUGAUGAGUCCAUCUUUUCGUCCUGUGCCUUGUAGUUUUUGCUUUACUUUGAAAAGAGAUAUUUUUGAUUUACCUUGUGUUGUAGUUGGAAAUUUCUUACCAAUAUUAGGUGCUAAUACAGGUCGAUCAUAGUAGUUUUUUUUUUUUUUUUUUU